Molecule: messenger RNA, 4913 nt
Organism: Solenopsis invicta (red fire ant)
Lineage: Eukaryota; Metazoa; Arthropoda; Insecta; Hymenoptera; Formicidae
Gene: MCU
Product: calcium uniporter protein, mitochondrial
Exons: 7
Coding region: 201-1469 (422 amino acids)
Biological process (GO): mitochondrial calcium ion homeostasis; calcium import into the mitochondrion
Cellular component (GO): mitochondrial inner membrane; uniplex complex
Molecular function (GO): uniporter activity; calcium channel activity
Source: RefSeq, a predicted model, not a curated record
UGCCGCCCGUCCGCCGCGCACAGUAGUCGCUCGUAGCCGGUUGUCGGUCCGCUCAAGCAGCGCGACGCGGCUGACAGACGGCUGCUCGUCGUCCCGUUGUCGACUCGUGUUUGCGAGGGAAGAGUUAAACGAUUAACGGGCGAUCCACGCGUCGAAACGUCGUACGUGUACACCCGGUGUUCUUCGACAGCGGCGACGAAAUGGCAGCGGUGAAGUGUCGGGCGAUAUUCGUCGUUAGGUGGUGCGAGAUGAGCCGCGUGCUAACCGCCUCGUCCUGCCUGGCUACAACGAGGAGGUACCAAAAGGAAACAUGGUGCAGACGAUGGUGGCACAUCUCUCAAAGAGGCGUCUCCGUAUCGGCCAGUUCCUACUCGCCAAAGUUAAAUCCGCUUCUGAUGAAGCAACUGAAAGAGCCUAAAGCAACGGAAAAAGAAACGAAAAAAGCUGAGAGAGUUACGUCAACGGAAAAAGUGGAGGCCGAGAGUAUUGGUACGGAUGUUAUCGUGGCGUAUCACCGGGGACUUCCUAGGAUCACGGUGCCUCUCCCGUCCAGGAGGGAGCACUGCUCGUUCACCAUGAAACCGAUAACUCACACCGUUGGCAAUUUUUUAAGUAUGCUGAAGUCAGAGGAUCGUGGCAUCGAUCGAGCGUGCAUAACGUCGCUAGAUGGCGUCAGGAUAGCUUCCAGUAACACGAUAGAGUCGCUUUUAGAGGAGGAUUUCAAAUUAUUAAUAAACGAUAACGAAUACAUUGUCUCGCCACCGUUGCAAGAAAGGUGCACGACAGAGGAUUUGCAGAAACUCGGAGACGUGCAGGCGCUCGUCGCACAAUUGUACGAGGCGUUCAACGUGCGGGAGUAUAACAUCGACAUGGAGAGAUCUGUCGUUGCCGAGCUGGAGGAUAUUAGAUUACAGCUGGUACCCAUGGAACAGAAAUUGCUAGAGAUACAGAAUGCCGCUUACAAGAAGGCGAAUUUUGUUAUCUGGACAUUCCUAGUCAUGAUGUCAAUCCAAUUUGGGGCGUUGGCCAGAUUGACCUGGUGGGAAUACUCAUGGGAUAUAAUGGAGCCCGUGACUUACUUCGUCACCUACGGCACUACUAUGAUGUGGUUCAUUUAUUACCUCGUGACUCGACAGGAAUACAUGCUGCCGGAUGUAUUGAACAGGCGUCACCUAAUAGAGCUUCACAGAAGAGCGCGUAAGAUCGGUCUCGAUGUCGAACUGUACAAUUCGCUGAAGAAUCGUGCAUACGAGUUGGAGACCACGCUGAAAAUUAUUCGCGGCCCUUUAUACGAUUACAAGAUUCAAAGGGAGCAAAAGCAACGCGCCAGAUCAAGCUCCAGUAGUAGCUCAAGAUCGCCGAGUUCCUCGCCUAGCCCUAGUCCUAGCCCUAGUCCCGAAAGAGACGUUCCUAAAAUUAUACCCGAAUCGAGCAUCUCGCGAAAGUAUGCCGAAGAGUAUAAAAUUUAAUCAAGGUGUUAAUUAAGGUGUUCAAACGAGCCGGAAUGUAAAGGAAUCAACGAUUACCGAUCGCUUAAAAUCAAUGUUAUCUUCUUCCAACGAAGUACACUCAGAAAAAAAAAGACUUCCCUUCUCUCGAGUAUGAAUGCGAUGCACUCAGGGUAACUUUCAAGUCCGCAAAAUCGAAUGGCGAGUGAUCGGAAUUGCGAGACUGAAAUAAAAAUGUAAUUUAUUUUUGUGUUUGCGUGCGUUUACGUGAAGGAAACCCGUGUAGUGAUAUCCCAGAUCUCGAGUCAGUCUUCCAAGUAUAGUAUCGGCGGCAACCAACUUUCGUCGCGCGUAAUGCAUUUCAUAGGCGUUAAGUGUCGCGGAUUAUCGAAUGCUCAAUGCUGUCGACGUGUUUGGAAGACGUUAGAGAAAGAUAUAUAGAAAAGAAAGAAAGAAAGAGUACAUCAAGUGUCAUAAAUAACUUAACAGUUACUAGAUGAGCAUUCUUCGGUCUCUAGUUAGUAUUCCGCGACACAUUUCACAAAGAUUUUAUAUAAGAGUUUUAUAAUAAAAAUAUGUUUUAUUUAAGGUGACGAAUGAUGUCAAAAUCAUGUCGUUUUGUAUCUUACUUAUAAGACGCUGUUUCUCAAAGUGUUCCUGGAAAAUGCAUCUUAGUAAAUGUUAAAACAUUUAUGACACUUAUAUGUACGUGCAUAUUUUGAUUAACUCUUUGUUGCAUUUAGUGUAAUUGGAAAGAAAUACAUCCUGAGAGAUCUUAACGGAUUAUUGUUGUAGAUUACCUUAUCACUUUAUCGGCUGAUCUUAGCACCAACUGUUCAACCGUUAUCUCUCAUGCUCGGCCGAAUUAUAUAUAUUAUAUUAAAUCUCAAUGUAACUUGAAGCGUGACGAAUCUCUUACGCAUUGGUGCAAAGUAAAUACUAUUGAAUUUAAACAUAAAACUAUAAGCGCCUUGACCAACGAAAUUUUAGCAGAGAAUAUUAGUGAAAUGCUUAGCGCAGAAUUUAAACAUUUCACUGAUUUAUAUUCGAUUAUGCAUAUGCUUCUAUGUCAACUCGUGCACGAAAGUCUUUACUAUGCAUCAGUGCGCACUCUAAUCUGAUUCAACUACAAUAGUUUAGACGUUAACUGACAAGUAAUUGUUCUGUCAUGAUGUAACAUACCUCGCGAAAACUGUGAAAAGAUUUUACGAAAUGGUGAAAUGUUAAGCCACAUUGAGUUGAAUUGCGUUUACGUUAUGGUGUAUAUAUAAUUAUUCUAUUAUGUAUAUAAGACAAUGUAUUAUAAGAACUGUACAAUAUUAAAAAAUUAAGCAAUUAGAAAUCAUAAACUAUUAGUUGAUACGUAAAAAAUAAACAAUAAUAGUAUUUAGUUGCAUUUUUUAAUAUUGUAUGAUUUAUGUUGAAAACUUCUUAUAUACAUUUUAUAAAAUAAGCGAACAAAAAGUUUUAAUUAUAAAUAUAUCUUGCAAAUAUUUAAAAAAUUAUUUCAAUAAUUGAAAACUUGGUCACUUAUAAUAAUUAUGAAUAUUUAUUACAGUUUGACACGUGUAAAAUGAUUGAUAAGUUACUAAAGUUGUUUUGCAUAAUCUUUUAAAACGUUGUUGAUUGUUCGCAAAGUGAUAUUAUGACACAUCGACGUAAACGUUAUUGUAUAUACAUACAUAUAUAUAGUUUUUCAUAAAUUCAACGAAAUUGCUCUAAUCAUUGAUGACAUAAUUUAAUCAAUUUCACACACAUCGUUAUCACGCUAUAUUAUAAAUAUAAUACGUAACAUAUUGUUCUUCCUCCCAUUGAUUCACAUUUAAAUUCUACAUUGGUAUACACAUACACAUAGAGAAAACUAGAUCCAAAAAGGGAAUAUUUUGACAAAAAAUUUUUCAUUUUAUUUAUAUAUAUAUAUAUAAUAUCCAUAUGUUUUCUUUAUAUUGUAUAAUUCUUUCUCUAAAUUUUUCUCUAAAUAUAAAAGAAAAGCAAUACAGGAAAUAAUAGAAAAUAAUUAAAAUAACUUUUAGUGUUUUUUUUUUACAAAAAAUAAAAUUGCGAUUAGAUUCUAUAUCACGUUCUAUAUAUAAUCAUUUUAUAAUUUUUUUUUAAUUUGUUAUGCAGAUUAUUUGGACAGAUAUUAUACAAGAAAACAAAAACAUAUAGACAUAUAUAUAUGAAAAAUUUUUUAUCAGAAUAUAAAAUUAUUCGGAGAUAUAGUGGAUAUGUUACAUAAUGCAUUCACUCUCGUUACCUCAUUGAUAUUAACAUAAGCUAUAAAAAUAUUUAACGCGUUUCUUCAAAACUUUAUCCUUAAAAAUUUCUAGUUCUUAAAUAAUCAAACUCUAUAUAUUAUAGAGAAUCGUUGAUAUAUACGACCAGAGAAGUAAAAAGCACCUACUACUAUCUUAGUAUUAACUAUUAGCUCUUAAUAGAGACAGCAUUAAUACUAUUAUUACUAUUAUGCUUUUCUAGGCGAUUUCCACGAAAGUAUCAUAAUCUAAGAACUCAUAUGUAGAUUACACUUCUAAACUAAUAGGAACUUCUUCUCGCUUUCAUAAUAUCUAUCCGUCCGCUGAGGUAGUUUGUUGAACCAGAAUUUUGUUUUUCUUUUUAAUAAUUUUAAAAAAAGGGUUCAAUAAACUCGUGUUCUAUAAUAUCUUCAAAUUAAAACAAGAUCUUUAUAAUAAUCUAUUUCACCAAGGUUCAACUAUUAUAAAUUUGUAAUUUUACAAUCUUCCAUCGAAACAGAUUAAAUAUAUUUAUCAGAAUUAAAUUCUUGUGAAGGCAUACUAUUUCUCUCUUUUAUUUUUUUAUUUCAAAAAAAUUUUUUACUUUUAUGUAACAAUAGACGAUACAUAGACAAAAAAAAUUAAUACCGUACUCUCUUACUCUAGAUAAUGCACAAUCCGGAAUUAGAAGUAAGAUAGAGUUAUACAUGCUACUAACGUUAGAGGCCAAUGCUUUUUACGAACAGGAAACGAACCAUAAAAAACACAUUUACGCGUAGAACCUUCUCAUCUUCUUCUUAAUAAGUUUAUCCCACUUCUUUCUAGAAGAAUGUACGAAGAGUUUAUAGCUUGUAGUGAAUAAGAGGCAUAAUUCUCUAGAGUAAUACGAAUGAAAGUAUCACUUUCCUAUUUCUGAUCAUCAACGCGCAAUUUCUUCCUCAAAUAUUUUGUACCAUUCAUAGGAGACGUUAUAUAUAUAUACAAUAUAUAUAUACAUAUAUGAAAAAUUUUUGUACAUAUAUAUAAAUAUAUUCAUAUGUACGUACACGCACAUUGUACAUUACGCAAACGAUUUACGCGUAAUUUUGCGAGCGAUAUUGCCUUAGUAUCUUUUCCGGCAAGCUUAUCGCCUAAUUCUCGAUUGACGCAUAAUAUAGGAUAAUCAAAGCUGGCUACGAAUAAGACUACUGAACAUCUGCAUACACAUACAAAAAUCACUCCUGGAUCUCGA